AUGUCUGAGUCGAGGCAAACCUUUGCAAAUGUAACAUGGGCUACAGUUGGGUGGACUGCUAAAAUGUGUCAUGUGAAGGUGUUAACUACUGCUCAGGUUAGACAUUGUCUAAAACGUUAGUCUUAACUGUUCGGACUGUAUGCUGCUUGGUUUUUUCAUGAUAACAAAUAUUACUUACAUUUAGAUCGUAUUUUAUUUGUUUGUUUGAUAAUUUGUAAAUCAGCCGGUAACUGGGGCUAAAAUUCUUACCGAAGCAUAUCUAAAUAAUUACUGACUGAUUUAAAUGGCUCUGGAUAGGUCAUGGUGUAUGCAGCGGCUAUGACACAUGUGUUUGCGACUCUUUAUGGCAUGGUGCAGCUUGCAGUGUGUCAGACUGCUCCAGUCUCAAUCCCUGUUCAAGAGGGGCGAUUGCAUUUUACCUAA
Molecule: messenger RNA, 423 nt
Organism: Pocillopora meandrina
Lineage: Eukaryota; Metazoa; Cnidaria; Anthozoa; Scleractinia; Pocilloporidae
Source: the annotation of a GenBank genome assembly